Messenger RNA from Myripristis murdjan (pinecone soldierfish), 2784 nucleotides. It is a transcript of the gene mta1, whose product is annotated as metastasis associated 1. Gene Ontology annotation, molecular function: sequence-specific DNA binding; transcription corepressor activity; histone deacetylase binding. Bases 213 to 2066 code for a protein of 617 amino acids. The transcript has 19 exons. Gene Ontology annotation, biological process: response to ionizing radiation; negative regulation of transcription by RNA polymerase II; double-strand break repair. The record is from RefSeq and is a predicted model, not a curated record. Gene Ontology annotation, cellular component: NuRD complex; nucleoplasm. NCBI's taxonomy places the organism in Eukaryota, Metazoa, Chordata, Actinopteri, Holocentriformes, Holocentridae.
GCACCGAGGGAAAACCCACUGGAUUACCAGCUGUAUCUCGCCCAUGAAGCACAUACAGUCUAUUUUUCUUGGAUUGUACUCAGAUUAACCGAGUUGGGUCCACCACUGUUAAUCUCCUUAGCCAAGAGCGGCGGCAGUGCUAACACAGCUCCGGCAGCGAGAGAGAGAGACACCCCUCUACCUGGAGAGGAAGCCAGGGACCCGGGGCAGUCAUGGCAGCGAACAUGUACCGGGUUGGAGAUUAUGUUUAUUUUGAGAACUCGUCCAGUAACCCACUGCUGAUCAGGAGAAUAGAGGAGUUGAACAAGACAGCCAAUGGGAACGUGGAGGCCAAAGUGGUGUGUUUUUACCGGCGCAGGGACAUCUCCAGCACACUCAUCGCCCUGGCAGACAAACAUGCAAGGGAGCUGGAGGAGGAGAUGGAGAAUCCAGAGAUGGUGGACCUCCCGGAGAAACAGAAACAUCAGCUCAGACACAGAGAGCUCUUCCUGUCCCGCCAGCUGGAGUCCUUACCUGCCACGCACAUCAGGGGGAAGUGCUGUGUGACGCUGCUGAAUGAGACAGAAGCUCUGAAGUCCUACCUGGACAGAGAGGAUGCCUUCUUCUACUCGCUGGUGUAUGACCCUCAGCAGAAGACCCUGCUGGCUGAUAAGGGGGAGAUCCGUGUGGGGAACAAGUACCAGGCCGACAUCACAGACCUCCUGAAAGAAGGUGAGGAUGAUGACAGGGACCUGGCCAAGCUGGAGGAAAGGGUCUGGGAUCCCAGCAGCUCGCUGACAGAGAAGCAGAUCGACCAGUUCUUAGUUGUAGCUCGGUCAGUAGGUACAUUCGCCAGAGCCCUCGACUGCAGUAGUUCUGUCCGGCAGCCCAGCCUUCACAUGAGUGCUGCUGCAGCCUCUAGAGAUAUCACCUUGUUCCACGCCAUGGACACCCUCCACGCCACGGGCUACGACAUGACACGGGCCAUCGCAGCGCUGGUGCCUCAGGGCGGGCCCGUUCUCUGCAGGGACGAGAUGGAGGAGUGGAGCGCCUCGGAGGCCAACUUGUUCGAAGAAGCAUUGGAGAAAUACGGCAAGGACUUCACCGAUAUCCAGCAGGACUUUCUGCCCUGGAAAUCUCUGACCAGUAUUAUCGAAUAUUACUACAUGUGGAAGACCACAGACAGAUAUGUACAGCAGAAACGGUUAAAAGCAGCGGAGGCGGAGAGCAAGUUGAAGCAGGUCUACAUCCCUAACUAUAACAAGCCCAACCCCAACCAGCUGAGUAACAGUGUAAAGCCCGCUCUGGUCAAUGGAGCAGCAGGUACCGGCGUCCCUGGACCUCCAGGUCAGACCCCUGGCCUGGGCCGAGCCUGUGAAAGCUGCUACACCAGCAGCUCCUACCAGUGGUACUCCUGGGGUCCUCCCAACAUGCAGUGUCGUCUGUGCGCGUCUUGCUGGACCUACUGGAAGAAGUAUGGAGGUCUAAAGAUGCCCACCAGGCUGGACGGAGAGAGGCCUGGACCCAACCGUAACAACAUGAGCCCCCAUGGCCUGCCCUUGCGGCACAGCGGCAGCCCCAAGUUUGCUGUGAAGACACGACAGGCUUUCUACCUGCAGACCACCGGCCUGACGAGGGCAGCACGGCGCCUCUGCCAGGAUAUCAUCAGGCCACGCUACCUGGCCAGGCACCCCUACCUCCCUGUCAACACAGCAGCUAUCAAGGCAGAAUGUGCUCUGAGGUUGCCAGAUUGGCCAAAAAAGCCUUUGCCACUGAAACCUGUGGAGCGUAAACCCCUGGAGUCAGUGGUCCGAUAUUUAGAAGCACACCCCCGUCCAGCCAAACCAGACCCCCCAGCUCGCGGAGGGUCCAUCUCCAUGGGCAGCCUGACGCCCAUAAAAUCUUCUCCCAUCCUCAACAAUGGCUCACCCACCAUCCUGGGCAAACGCACCUACGAACAGCACAAUGGACUGGAUGGCACUAAAUCCAAAGCCCUGGCUCCGCAGUGGGACAUCAUGGCCAAACGGGUGAGUGAACCAGGACGUCCCACGGGCCCCAUGCAGGACGAGGUGCAUGAAUUGGACUGACCACUCUAUGGGAAUGACCUCUAUUACAAACCCCAGUGAGCAAAAUGGGACAUCAAAUGGAAGGCAUUUUCCAAUAAAGCAAGGCCGAGGGAAGCUGGAUGGAGAGGAGACGACAGUAUUGGCCGCCUGGCUUCAGUCCGCAUGGGUCUGUCAGACUGUUGAAGACCAACCAAUCGUCUUUGCAAACGGAGUUUAGUUGCGGUCAUCACAAGAUGAGCCUGACUGUACAGGACUGUGUUUAUUACUUACAUUUCUCGUUAUUACUGUCAUUGUAAUUAUUAUUAUUGUUAUUAUAAUUUUUUCUACCAACUAUAACUCAGAAGCUUAUUGUUUAAUUGUCGAUCAAACGAUGAAACUUACGAAAGUUUCGUGAAAACAUGCUUGCAAAACCCUGUGGAAAAGGGUGGAAGGACUGUAACAUAAGCCACUUGCAUCUUCUUCUUCGUCUUUAUCUUUUUUCUUUUUUUUUUUUUUAUUACAAGUUGGAUUCUGCAAGGUUCAAUCCUGCAAGGAGACGCACUUUUAUUUCAGCAACACAAGUAACUCCUUGUCCUCUGUUAUGAUUUUGAAUGCUUUACGGGAUUCUUCUGUUUUGUGAGCCAGCCUUGUUCUUUGGCCAGAGAGGUUUAACUUAUUGAGAAAGACUUGCUGUUUUUUCUACCUUUUUCACAAGUAAUGCAUCUAUGCUUCGAUAAUAUAAUUAAAAAAGAUAAUUGAU